GUCUUAAGACCAGCUCAUAGAAAGGACAUACAUACAAGCUAAGCAACACAAUAUAUGCAGUCCAAUGCAACAAGGAGUGCACAGACCUUUAUACAAAAACCAAACAACUGUUCUACAAACAGUAGAGCCUUAGGACAUGACAGACCUGCAUCUAGAAGACAAGAAACACUAAUUUGAAGACAGCAAUGUGAAGAAAAAUAAGACUGAUGGUUUUUAGAGAGGAGUGAAGGGGGUGUCUGGACUGAAAUGGAGGAGCCAUCUCUAGACAGAAGGAGGGACCUUCAACACCACUCAUCAGGUACUUAUAGCACAGUAUUGAAUCUUGAGCAUCUUGAGCAUUUUGACUCAUGUGACUCUUGUCUUGUUAAAGGGCUGUAAGAUAUUUGGAGGUGAGAAUAACUACACUGGAAACCUCAUAUCAUACGCCACUGAUCAGUUUCGCUUUUGCAUGAGGACGCUGCCUGGUGUUCGGUCUGUGGAGAAUGCUCCAGAGUCUCUCCUCCAGCCGGGGAUCGUGUCCUUCCCAGCGGGACUAGGAAACCUCUCGACGGACGCAGUUUCAGGAGGACCAGACACCUGAACCGUCCCGAUAAAGAGCCACCAUGGAUCUGUCCUUCAUGGCAGCGCAGAUCCCGGUGAUGACGGGCGCCUUCAUGGACUCAUCUCCCAACGACGACUACAGCACCGACCAUUCUCUGUUCAACUCGUCCGCCAGCGUCCACGCCGCCUCCAUGGCCGCUCACAGCCCACCUGAGGAGAACCAGGCCAUGUCCCGGGACGCCAUUUGGCUCUGGAUCGCCAUCACUGCCACCAUCGGGAACAUCGUGGUGGUGGGCGUCGUGUAUGCGUUCACAUUCUGAGGGGAGCCUGGACGACUGACACCAUGUGGAAAUCAUUUAUGACUGGCUAAAGACAGUGGCUCUCUGCUGAGUGGGUGACUCAUCAAAUGUAAUUUUGUCUAGUCACUAAAGAAACAUCAGCAAAAUUACCCAGCAGUCAUCAGUCACAAAGCACUCAAAGUCAAAAUGAACUCCAGCCAGUGAAGCGUGGAAGAGUGAGGGGAGAAAGUAUAUAUUUUGCACAAAACAUGUCCUUGAAAAAAAGUCUUUCUGUCUUUUUUAUGUGCUUUGAGAUAGGAUUAUUUCGUCUUUAAUGGCCUAUAUAUGCCUGUGUAAAGUGUUUGCUUACAGUGUGUCACUCCCUGCACAGUGUAUGUAUAUCAGUUUUGGAGAAGCAGGUUGAAACUGUGAGGAGGCUCUGAAGCUCUUCAGAGAAACGUUGUGAUCCUCUAUGAAACACCAGGGUAGUGUGCGUGUGUGAUACUAUUUUGUUACAUUACGAAUUUUGACGAUUUCACUUUUCAAACCCUCCCAGAAAUUUGUAAAUGUGUCACUAGUUUGCGUAAGCAGUGCUUGAGAAAUGCUUUUUGUGAAACUAACUCCUCUAUCUCAUUCGUUAUUGUGCACAACAAUGUGUAAAUAUGUAAAAUAUAACAUUCGACCGGAGUGAAAGCGCUUACUGUGUUGAAUGGAUGGGUGGAUAAGAUAGUGAUUAUGAGAGAAACAAACUGAACACAGCUCCCUUCUGAAUAUCUUCUAUUAAUAUACCUUCUGUUUAAUCUGAUUUCUCUUUUAAAAAACAUGUUUACGUCCUAGUUUCUGUGCAGUAUCAGAGUUAACAGCACUCAGAGAAUGCAGUACUCCACCAAGGCUGUUCAUUCCUCCAUACAGCAUUGUCAGAAAUGCAGCAUAUUUUUGUAGAAAUGCAGCAUUUUUUUUAUCAGUUAUUGAUGAUCAGAAAUCACAGCACUAUAGAAUGUGGGCAUUUCAUAUAGAUGCACCCUCAAACAAAAUGACGUUGAGCUGAGCACAGGCGUGUGAUAUGCAUGUGUACGUUAUGUACGGAUACCAAAUCCGAAAUAUGUAGCAGGCGGCGGGAAUUGAUCGGAAACACCCCUACAAUUUAAACAAUUGUUCCUUGUAUCAUAUCUGACAGAUAAGUCCCGAUAAGUCUGCAGCAGUGGAUUUGUAGUAGGAUCACAAUCAUGUGAUCUUUAGCAAGCAGAACGUCACGUUUACUUGCUGUCAUAGUAACAGUGAUGCCGUGCUGCUAUCUCGCAUUGGGAGAUCCUUAACAAAUCCAUGGAUCCAGACUAUAAGCCACAUCACUGCCAAAAUCUAAUCACUUGGUCCUUGUGUCAUUUCUGACUUCCCCUGAAAAUUUCAUCCAAAUCUGUUGAUCCUUUUUUGAGUAAUGUUGUGCACGCCAGUCGUCACAUAACUCCUUGGUGGAGUAAUGACGAAAUUAUAAUUGGAACACUUCAUAAUGAAAUAGCAUUGUGAAACACACAGCUGUAGCAGAUAACACUGUACAUAAAGUCUAUAGUGUUGCUUAUUUCUAAACCUUUGUCACUAGCCUGUGAGCCUUGCCUGAGGGCAAACAAACCCCGGAGGGAAGGUAUGAAGCAACAGUUAAAUGUUGUAGCGGUUCACUAAGCUGAAAACCUUCAUUUUAUGUUGUUUAUUUCUAUGCUAUCUUGUUUGUGUAAAUUGUUGUAAAUGCACAGAGAUUCUUGUAUAGAUUAAAGGCAUUUAGAGACUCAUAUAGCUUUGGGGUACAGCUUCACAGCUCAUGUAGAUUAAUUACUUUUGCAAAUGAUUUAGAUGCAACUGUGUGAUUAAAAAACCCUCAUUAAUUACAUGGCUUGUUCUUGCCAAUUAAAAAAAAGAUUACUUUUGACUUGUCAUGUCAUUAUCAGGGUUUUAAAUGAAGACACGACACCAGGCCUGGACAUAUUAUGUGCUCUAAUGGGAGAUUACUUCCACAACGUUUCACACAACUCCAAACAACAAUCAAUCAAAGUGUAAAACAAGGAUUAAAGGUGGAGUCUGUGAGAGAUUGUUCAUAAAUAAAAUGUGCCAGGUUUACCUUCGA
Messenger RNA from Acanthochromis polyacanthus (spiny chromis), 2934 nucleotides. RefSeq lists its product as uncharacterized. The transcript has 3 exons. NCBI's taxonomy places the organism in Eukaryota, Metazoa, Chordata, Actinopteri, Pomacentridae. The coding region runs from base 603 to 860 and encodes 85 amino acids. The record is from RefSeq and is a predicted model, not a curated record.